Molecule: messenger RNA, 1298 nt
Organism: Colius striatus (speckled mousebird)
Lineage: Eukaryota; Metazoa; Chordata; Aves; Coliiformes; Coliidae
Product: C-type lectin domain family 2 member L-like
Exons: 5
Coding region: 140-886 (248 amino acids)
Source: RefSeq, a predicted model, not a curated record
CCUACCGCGCCCCCUGCCCCUCACUGCCGCCGUCCUGGGGCCGCCGCCGGGACGGGUGUCCUGUUCUGCUCCGUUCAGUGCUGCGCGUUUCUGUCGCAGGCAGCGUCCUUAAGCGAAACCGAAAGGUCCCGCCGCGGCGAUGGCGGAGGCAAGCGGCGAGGAGGGUCAGUCGUCCCCGUCGUGGCGCCGGGAUGAGCUGCGGCAGCUGCGGCGGCAGCGGCGGCUACGGCGGCUACGGCGACGCUUCCACUCCGACCCGGUGAUGCUGAGGCUGCCGCGCAGGGACGAAUCCACCGCCGCCACUCGCACGUCCGAGGUGCAGGUGGGGCCGAUACUGGAGACAGAGGAGCUGCUCGGGCUGGCAGGGACGAGCAGACGACGCAAAGCGCGGACGGAUAUAUUUUCACGCCUCUCUUUCUGGAAAAGAGUUGCAGGAAUUCUCAUCUCUGUUGCUGUGAUUUUACUCUUAACAUGGAUUACUCUAAAUCCACUUAUAUUAACACAUGUGGAGCCAUGCCCUGAUGACUGGCUAUACUACAAGAAGAAGUGUUACUACCAUUCAGAAGCCAUGGAAGAUUGGAAUUCUGGUCAGGUGUCUUGCUCUGCCUAUGGAGCUUCUCUUGCCGUGAUUGAGAACCACCAAGAGCUGAGCUUUAUAAUGCAUCGAAUACGCAUGGUAGACUUCUGGAUUGGGCUGCGCAGGAAAGGAGACAAAUUCUUCUGGGUGAAUGGAGAAGCGUUUGACAACAACUUAUUUCAUGUCAAUGUAACAAAUGACGGAGACUGUGUCCAUAUAGAUUCAAACUUCAUUUCUACCAGAAGCUGCUCCUCACUCAGGAACUGGCUUUGCACCAUUGGUCAGUCUAAUCCCAACACAAACUCUUAAUAGGGAACAGCUGGCUGUGCAAAUACAGAGACUUUCUCCAUGGGAAGUUGAAAUUCAGGGUUCUGAAGGUCUUUGCUGUAGAAGGUGAACAAGAGCUAGAGGUGCUCUGAUGAAGAUCGUAUCCAAAAUGAACACUCCAGGAGAAGCAAUACAGGGAGUAAUAGUUAUUCCAAGUGAAAGAUGGAGUUGGUUCAGAAGUGGCAGUACUAGAGGAAAUGGAAAGCUGUGGCAAACAACAAAAGUUGUUUCUUACUGAUAGUUUCAUUGUUGAAACUGCUAAAGGACAAGAUAAUGGAUACUUUCACUGAGAACUCUUCAGAAUUGCAUUCAAUUGUAUUUUUUUAUGGCAGCUAAAAACAUUGUGUGAUGGACAUGAAGUUCUUACUGAAAAUGCAAUUCAUUGUAAAGCCAA